ACUCUACUACUGUAUGCUGUCUACUGCGAACGCUCUCUAUCCUCAAAUAUCUCGAGACUGCAAACUGCACAGACAAAGAUGGCCAGCUGAGGGCUGACUUGAGGUUGUUAUCUUCCUCGGGGAAACGAAACUACAAGACGACCAGCGGUACAAGAGGCAACUGCUGCAUUUGCGCGCCUAUUCGGGGUUUUGGCUGUAAAGGUAUAAAGUAGGAGCUCCAUGAAUAAACAAAUCAGUAUGCACCUAUUGGUGCUGGCUGGAAUCUUUUAUUGUUCAGCAAUGCUCUUGCAAACAGAUCCUGUGGCAGCCAAUGGUGCUGCUCAACCUAUGCCUUGCAAGUCACGUGUCAUGUCUGACAAUGCCAUCCUCUCUCUUCCUGCUGGCCUGUUAGCAGGCAAUGAGUGUUAUUUUCUCCUGACACGGAAUGCAUCUGAUGCCAACGUGACAACACUCCUUUUCUCAUCUCUUGCCAUGCAAGGAAAUGACUACCUUCUACUGUAUGAUGGGAAUGUCUCUGGUGUCCUAAACCCAGCUGACAUAGUAGCCAACAUGAGCGGCACCAGAGAGCCCUUCCUAGCAGUCUUCUCAUCUAACGUCUCGACAGUUAUGGUUCACAUCACCAGUAAUGACAGCCGCAGCAACUUCACAGCUAUGCUGAGCUUACAUGGUUGUGAGCAAGACCAGAGUCUUACUCCUGGAAACUUAGUGCUGCUGCUGUCACCAGAGUAUUCCCCAAGUCAGGGUUCUUUCCAGUGUAAGUACAAAGUCUCCAUGAAUGGGUCAGCUACAGACUCUAAGCUGGCACUUUCCUUCAGGAAUUUCAACUUACCUGGUGCCACUCUGAAUGUUACAACUGAUCUCAAUGCUACCCAAGAGCUGACUGGCGCAAAUCACCCUGCUGAUGUUUAUGCGGACACCUCUAUAGAACUGGUCCUCUCUAUAAAGGGGUCAGUCAACAGUUCACAGGAUUUUAUUGCCUUUGUCUCCGUUAUUAGCAAAGCAUGUCAAGGUGUGAAGACUGUGAAUGGGAGUGGCUACAUUAACUUCACUGUGCCAGAGUUACAUCCUUACCAACAGGAUUGCCGCGUGACAGUGAAGGCUGCAAGUGGGAAGUCGCUGUUGUUGAAUGUCACCACUCUGCAACUGAGUCAAGGCGAUGCUUUGAAUGUCUUUGAUGGUGCAUCUGUGACUGGGCGGCAGCUUGCAGUAUUCCAGACGCCCAGUCAACCAUACAUCUUGGUCAGCACUGGGCAAGAUCUCCUGGUACGACUAAUUGUUGAUGACUCACCUGGCAUUCGUAAUGUGGUUAUCAAAAUUACAGAGCAAGUAGAGGGUGGACUGUACUCAAACAGCAACUUCACUCUUCAAUACCCAGGGAGCAACACAACUCAGUACUACCUCCUUAAGACUUCGUCACAAGAAGAGAUGCUACAGAUUUUAUUGGAAAGCAAACCAGAAAAUGGAACAUAUGCCAUCAUUGUGUACAACAGGUGCACAAACAAUGUGCUUGUCACCUUCAGUCCCAAGAACCUGCCCUUCCCUCUAGCUGUGGCAUGUACCGAAGUUCUGCUGGAGGCCACAUGGUUUGAGUCCCGUCAAAAUUUUACAGCGUCAGUUUCUGAUACAAUCAAAGGCUGCAGUCAGACUACUUCAGCUGCCCUGGGAAGCUACACCAUAACCUCUACACCAGACUUACCUCCCCUGUGUCGUUUAACCAUCAUCCCACAGGUUAAAGGCAUUACUAUGGUGGACUUCUUGUCACUGUCUGUAAAAGGCAACCAGACGCUGACGGUGUACAGCGGUGUCAAAGAGUAUGGCACUGCAGUUGCCAGCUUUACAGCAAACAACACCAUCCCUGGACAGCCUUUACCAUCAGUCUCCAUUCCUCUCAACUCCUUCACUGACCUUGUCUUCAGUGGCUACACAUCCAGUAACCUGUCAACAACCCUGGUCAGUGUUUAUUACCAGGUGGUAAAUUCAGUGUGUGGUGGGGUUCUGCCUCUUCCUUCUGGCCGCAUGACCAGCCCCCGAUUUCCCAACCAGUACCCUCUUAAUGUGGACUGCACCUGGAUUUUACCCAACACCUCUGCCAAUACUUCUGUGCUCUUCCAUGUGGAAAACUUUAGCCUGGCCCAGAACCACUCCCUGGUUAUCCUCUCAGAGGGUGGUGAAGCAAGAUCUAAUUUCACUGUAGAACAUCAGCCAACAGAAGACCUUCUGUACACCAGAGCUGGAAGUGAUUCCAUAACAUUUUCCUCUGCCAGGCAAAAUAACUUGAUAGGUGAAAACCAGGUGUCGCAAGGUUUUGCUUUAGACUUCUGGAUUUUGGAAUGUGGAAGAAACCUGGUAGCAAAAAGUUCAGAGUUCUCUACCCCUGGUUUCCCAGACAAGAAGAUCAACACCUCACUGUGUGUGUGGCGGAUACAACUGCCACCUACAGAAAAUGGCAUCGUCAAUAUCGUCAACCUUACCCUUACCAUUGUUGCUUCCAGUGAAGUGAAAGUGGCUCAGCUGGUGCAAGUGCUGGAUGGUCCCUCUUUGCAAUCCCCACCUCUCAACAUCACUUUGGCCGCAGGCACAACUUCUGCUUUGUCACGAAGAAACACAGUCAUGGUUGUUUUCAAUAAUUCUGCCAUGCCGUCUUCUGCUGCAGGUCUUGCUCUCAAAGCCAGUUACACUACAUUUGGCUGUGAUAAAGCUCACCAGUGUGACAAUGGCUUAUGUAUCCAUCCGGACUGGCGAUGCAAUGGUCAUGAUGACUGUGGUGAUGACACUGAUGAAAGGAACUGCACAGGUCCUAAUGACACAUCUGGAAUGGUACAUUCCUAUUUGGUGGCAAUAUGUCUGAUUCUGGGAAUCUUGGCUGGAGUGGUUCUGGCUGUCUGUAUCCCUCGUCUAAUGCGCCGCUAUCGCCACAAUGCUUACAGAAGUUUCCGUGAUGAGCCUGUUGUGACAUAGAUGAUGACAUGCGCGGGUGACAGCUGUGCCAUCUGUGUAACAGACACACCAAAUCAGCAUUUUGAAUGUUAUAUAUGCUAGCAAUGAGCAGUGCUUAUCAUUUUAUUUCUUUCAGUAAUGUCUACUUUCAUGAAUUUUGCAUUUUGAUAAUUAUAUUUUCUUUUAUCAUAUGCUUCGCAUAUUUUAAGAUAUUUCAUUCUUAUUUCUUCCUGCUAUUCUUCUGUAAUCAAAAUAAAUACUUUAAUGUACUGGUAGAGUACAUCUCAUGCCAUGAAGACUAUAGCCGUACUGGUAGACUACGUCUAAUUCCAUGAAGACUAUAGCAUACUGGUAGACUACAUCUCAUUCCAUGAAGACUAUAGCAUACUGGUAGACUACAUCUAAUUCCAUGAAGACUAUAGCCGAACUGGUAGACUACGUCUAAUUCCAUGAAGACUAUAGCAUACUGGUAGAGCACAUCUUUCUUUGCCUUGUAUUGUGAUCUCACUGCACUUGACCCUGUACUCACAUGUCAACAAGUAUUAACAAGCAAGAUAUAAAUAAUAAUGUAAAAGGGCACUGUCAAAAAGUCAGGGUUCCAUUAGUACAGUCUUGAAGCAGUCCUGUUCUUGGUCGCCUUGUUAAUAGCAACACAGGUACGUUAUCUCCCUUUGUUUCCUCAUAGAUGACCUCUCUGAGCCACUUGCAGUGAUAUCAUGAUCUUGCUCACCUACUGUAUGUGAUGUCAUGCUCUUACUCAUCUACUGUGAGUAAAGGCUCAAACUCUUAAACACCUACUGUGUGUAUACAUAUAGCCUAACCUGAACUAACGUAGCCACAUGCAAGUACACUUGAACUCCUAAACACCUACUGUGAGUAUACAUAUAGCCUAACCUAAACUAACGUAGCCACAUGCAAGUACACUUGAACUCCUAAACACCUACUGUGAGUAUACAUCAUAACCAACCAUGUUUGCCUGUGAAAAUGCACAAAUGAGAUUCUUUUUAAAGACAUCAACUAGAACACUUAGUGAGACAUGAUUCUUGUAGCUGACAUUCACAAGAGCAUUGUCUGCCACCUGGCAAAAUGUCAUAUAGAAUGUCACUCUGAGACAGUAAUAGCUUACAUGGACCACAGUAAAAAACAUUUUUAUGUUGCAGACAGGGUAGUUCAGUUGGAGAUGGUGGUGUGGUUGUUACUUUUGGUUUUAACAUUCUACAUUUCUCCUUGUGCUGUCAGUUGUAAGGGCAAAUGCUGGUAUUGAUAUGGAAAGUCAGAUUUUAUUUAACUUUAACUAACCAGUAGCCACAUUGAACAGAAGUGUUCUUAAAUAUUGUAUGUGCAGAGCUGACCAAAAUGUUCCAAUAGGUUUGAACAAGUUAUCAUGAUCACUUGAUAAAAUACUGAAGCCAGUGAUUCAGAUUCUCACACUAACAGUUUUGUCAUCAUUCAAUAUGUUGUCAUGGUAAUAUGAUUACUUACUCGCAGCUCAUAGACAUUUGACAUUAUUCUUACCUUCUGAUACCUGACAUUGCUUACCUUUUGACACCCACCUGACAUUGUGCUGGUGUGCAUAGUCUUAACUGGCUAACACCUAACAAAUAUUUGUCAUAUGCUGAAGUGUGUAGGCUUGCACAGCUGACACGUGACAAAUAUUAGCCACAUGCUGAUGCACUUGACUGUUACUGGUAGCAGCCAUCAUGCAGUGGGAAUAGGCAAAUAGACUAGAAAUGAGUGGUCCUUCUCUGCCUGUGCCAUUAUUCCGAUUUUUCAGAUGUGACAUUUCGUCAAGAGAUAGAGCAUUAAUAAAGUUGACUGGCUGAUAGGCAAAAAGUUGUGCUUGUGCAUGUACAGCUUUAUUUUGUAUGUGUUAAACAUGUGAGUGACACCUGCCUUCUCCUAUUGUCAGCCAGUGUGAAAUGUGCAUAUUGUAUUGGUAGAUGCUGUUUUUUGACAUCAUUACUUUACCUAUAACUGGAGAUGAAUUUUUAAAAUACUAACCUCGUGUAGUCAUUUUAAUGCAGCUUCUAGGUAUUUCUUUUAAAACUUUUUAAAGAUACUAAGUGGGCAUUUUUUCUGCUUUGUUUGAAGAUCUGAAUUUAAUCUGUGACUGAAGAUUGCACAAGAUGCAUUAUGUGUACAGUUCUUUUUGGUCCACCGAUGUAAUCUAUAACCAUGAAAUAUGUAGACAAGAGGAUCUAUAGUCACCUUUAAAAUGUAUGUUUUUUGCCUUUCUUUUACAUUUGAAAAUAAACAUUUCUUUUCACUUGGAAA
This is a messenger RNA of Pomacea canaliculata, 5211 nucleotides long. RefSeq names its product cubilin-like. The transcript is spliced from 20 exons. The record is from RefSeq and is a predicted model, not a curated record. Gene Ontology annotation, molecular function: protein binding. The coding region runs from base 220 to 2958 and encodes 912 amino acids. NCBI's taxonomy places the organism in Eukaryota, Metazoa, Mollusca, Gastropoda, Architaenioglossa, Ampullariidae.